AUGGCCUUCACGGACCUCACGUCCUCUGCCAAUGGCCGCACAAGUUUCAGCCGCGGCACGGACCGGAGCAACAGCAAAGGCCUGAAACUGGGUGCCACGAUGAAGAAGAAAAUGACGAUCAAACCCUUUAAAGUUACGCCCAAAUUACCCGAAUCUUUUGAAGAAAAUACGUGGAAAACGCUCGAGGAGGCGGUACAUGCUGUGCACGAGAAGCAGAUGUCGUCGCUUAGCAGAGAAGAGCUCUAUCGCUCGGUCGAAGACAUGUGCACCUGGAAAAUGGCAGCCAGGUUAUAUACACGACUGGAGGAGACAUGUGCAGUGCACGUUCGGGAGCGGGUGGAAGAUCUCGUGCAAUACACGGGCGGUAAUAUGGAUUUAUUCCUCGAAGCCGUGCAUCGACUCUGGGAAGACCAUUGCGAAGAUAUGCUCGUGAUUCGCACGAUUUUUCUCUACUUGGACCGCACGUACGUCAUGCAGACGCCGCACGUUGCGUCCAUUUGGGACAUGGGACUGAACUUGGUGCGCAAUAAUUUCGUGCAGCGCCAGAGCAUGGAAACGAUGCUGAUUGACGCGCUGCUGGAACUGGUGGAAUCAGAACGCCAAGGCAAAGCUAUCAACCGCACGCACCUGUACACAUUACUGCGGAUGCUGCUGGCGUUGCAUUUGUACCAUGCGGAUUUUGAGACGCCAUUCUUGAUGGCAUCCGAGAGGUUUUACCUGCAAGAAGGAGCUGCAAUGAUUGAGUGUGUGAGCGUGUCGCAAUUUCUUGUGCACGUUGAGAAGCGUCUGCACGACGAAAUCGAGCGUGUGAAUCACUACCUUGAUGUAUCGACGAAGAAGCAAUUGAUUCUGGUGGUCGAAAGCAAAUUGCUGAAACCACAUGUGGCCACAUUGCUAGAGCGCGGAUUCGAAUCGUUGAUGCAUGGAGGGCGCAUUGGAGACCUGAAGCGGAUGUACACCCUUUUGGCAAGGGUCGACGCAAUUAACGAUCUCAAGACAGCGUUCUCGGAUUACAUCCGGAAGAACGUGUCCAAGCUGGUCAUGGAUGAGAAACAAGAGAAAAACUUUGUGGAGAAAGUGCUCAAGCUGAAAGCUGACUUGGACGCGGCCCUCAGCAACUCGUUUCAGUCGAAUGUGGACUUCUCAUUUGCCAUGAAGUCAGCAAUGGAGACUGCAAUCAACGUGCGCGCGAACCGUCCUGCUGAGCUUGUGGCAAAGUUUGUUGACGCUAAGCUUCGGACUGGCAACAAAGGUGGCACUGAAGCAGAAGUGGAGAGUCUCCUGGACCGUGUUAUGUUUAUCUUCCGGUACAUUCAAGGCAAAGACGUGUUUGAGGCCUUUUAUAAGAAGGAUCUUGCGAAGCGUCUCCUUGUGGGCAAGAGCGCUUCAUUCGACCUGGAAAAGCUAAUGCUGUCCAAGCUGAAAACGGAAUGCGGUAGCUCAUUUACGAACAAGCUUGAGGGCAUGUUCAAGGAUAUCGACCUAUCGCAAAAUGUAAUGACCCAGUUCCAGCAACACGCUGCAAGCAGGAACGCGUUGGAAGCGCUGCACGGACACCGUGGCAUUCCCGAUAUGCAUGUUCAGGUUCUUACGACUGGAUUUUGGCCACCCUACGCUGCUGUAGAGAUUAAUCUACCUGCGUCGCUGGUUUCUCUGAAAGAGAUAUUCGACAAGUUCUACUCGUCCAAGUAUCAAGGACGUCAGCUCCAGUGGCAGCACUCUCUCGCACAGUGUGUAGUGAAGGCUGCAUUUCCAUCAGGCAAAAAAGAGCUUGUGGUGUCGCUCUACCAGACCGUGGUCCUACUGUGUUUCAACGGGGCAGAUUCGUUGGGUUACAAGGAGAUCAAGGAACAAACGCGUAUUGAGGACGGCGAGCUUCGACGAACCUUGCAAUCGCUUGCCUGUGGUAAAACGCGAGUGCUACAGAAGGUACCGAAGGGCAAAGAUGUGAAUGACGAUGACUUGUUCGAAUUCAACACCCACUUCACGAACCAAUUCAUCCGCAUCAAGAUCAAUUCCAUUCAAAUGAAGGAGACGAAGAAGGAGAAUGAAGAUACGCACGAGCGUGUGUUCCGAGAUCGCCAGUACCAAGUGGACGCCGCAAUUGUCCGCGUCAUGAAGGCGCGCAAGAAAUUAUCGCACGCGCUACUGAUGUCGGAGAUCUUCACGCAGAUUCGCUUCCCUGCCAAGGCUGCCGAUAUCAAGCGCCGUAUCGAGAGUCUUAUCGACCGAGAGUACCUUGAGCGAGACUCGACCAACGCCCAGAUGUAUAACUAUUUAGCGUGA
Peronospora matthiolae is the source of this 2286-nucleotide messenger RNA. The record is from the annotation of a GenBank genome assembly. Lineage: Eukaryota; Oomycota; Peronosporomycetes; Peronosporales; Peronosporaceae.